AUGCAGGCCGGCGACGCCCAGGUGGCGUCCGGCCACUCACUCGACCUGCAGGACGUUCAGUCCGCGCAGCAGGCGCAGCAAGCGCUCAGGGACGAUCACCUCCUCACCACGGUCCUGAUGGAAGCCGACCACGGUGCGGUUGGGGAGCAGCUGCAGGGGGGGUCCUUAGAUGGGGGACUGCACGGCUCCGCCGAGGGCUACGCGCUGAAGUCAUCGCCCGAGCACGGCUACACGGGCUACAACUUCAAGCAAGGGGAGGACAUGAUGGUGGCGGGCGUGCCCGUGGACCAGCCGGUUGAGCUGGUGCCCAUCCAGGUGGUGCCGUCGCAGGGGCAGGGGAUGAUGGCCAUGGAUUGCUUGUCGCCGGGCGCUUAUCGAAUGGCAGACAUCGAGGGGGGUGCUUACUCGAUGGCCUGCGGGCAGUCCAAGCCCAUGCAGGGGCAGGGCUUGGCCGGGCACCGCUUUGUGUCCAAGGGGUCUUCGGACACGUCCCUGAGGCAGGUGGGCCAGACGCCCACGCGGGUGGACGCCAACGGCCGGCCCACCAAGAUGCUGGUGCACCGUGCGAGGAGCGUGGGUGGCAUCCAGCCCAGCCUGGGACUGUACCGGUCGGUUGCCAGGGUGUCCAGGACGAUGUCGGACUCGGACAUCAUACUGGAGGCGCCCCUGGGGGGGCAGAUGGGCGCUGGGCCUAUCGGGCAAUCGGUGUUCCAGGGCAUGGGGUCGAUGAUGCAGGCAGGCACGAGGAUGGGGAACCCGGGCAUCGGGGAGAAUGGCGAGAGGUUGGUCAUGAGCGCGAAGGAGGGGACCAAGACGCGGUGGAAACCGAAUCCUGUGCAGUUGUGCCUGCUGGAGCAGCACUUCAACUCAGGCUACACAAAAGCAACUCCAGAGCUGCAUGCUGCUGUUCAAGGAGCUGGCCAUGCGACCGAAAAUCAGGUCACGGUGUGGCUCAAGAACCGUCUGUCAAGAUGCAAGCGCCCACCUCCAAAGGCCAAGCCAGCUGAGACAAUGAAGGUUGAGGAAGAGGAGAGUGACAAUGAGGUACCAUGGGAAGAUUUUGGCAAGGUUUCAGCAUCUGUUCUCGAAGAACUGUCGUCCAUCCUGUCCUCAGUUGACAAGCAGGACAUCAUCACUUUGGCAAAGUCCAUCCGAAGUGCCAACAGGAUAGUUUGCUGUGGCGUCGGACGGGAGGGCCUUGUGAUGAGGGCUCUGGCUAGCAGCUUGCACCACUUGGGCUUCGAGGUGUACUGCACGGGUGACACAAACAUGCCCCCUUUUGGGGCAGAUGACUUGAUGCUUGUGAGCGCAGGCCCUAGUUAUUACAGCUCGGUGAGCGCCCUGGCUCUGGAGGCCAUGCGGGCGCACGCUGUGGUCAUUGCUUUCACCGCCCACAAGACCGCCGACUUGCCGUUUGCUGAGCACGUCAUACGCAUACCUGCUCAGACGCUGCCGCCAUCGAUGCCAGUAAUGAACCAGAACCUGAAUGGCACAGGCGCAGAUCUGAUGUCCUUCCUGCCCGAAGGGCGCUGGAGCAUCCUCCAGAUGGGGGCGUCCUACGAAAUGAGCAUGUGGCUGUUGUUCGAGUGCAUGAGCAUCAUGUUGAGGAAGGCAUGCCAUGUGAGCCCCUCCGACAUGCGCUCAAGGCACACAAACUUGGAGUGA
This is a messenger RNA of Ostreobium quekettii, 1665 nucleotides long. The record is from the annotation of a GenBank genome assembly. NCBI's taxonomy places the organism in Eukaryota, Viridiplantae, Chlorophyta, Ulvophyceae, Bryopsidales, Ostreobiaceae.